AUGUCAAAUUUAGAUACGAGUGAGACACAGGUUUCACCUGCUACUGAGACUGGGUCUCAAAGCCGCUCGGCUGGGGAUGACGUACUGUCCCAAGCUAUGUUGAGAGUGUUGGACAGGGUCGCUGGACCCCAUUCUGGAUCUGGGGGUCGUAGGUCGAUAAUUGAACGACUCUGGUCCAAUAGAGCUGAGCUGUUUAGGGGUGUCACUGAAGUCGCCCCUACUGUGGCCGAGUAUUGGUUGGAGGCCACCGAAAGGAUUAUGAACAACAUCGACUGUACUCCUAAGCAUAAAUUAAAGGGAGCAGUCUCUUUGCUUCGCGAUGAGGCUUAUCAGUGGUGGCUGUCGGUUGAAGAGGGUGAUAAAUCUGUGGUCGAGUAUGAGGCCAAGUUUCUGAGGUUUAGUCGCUACGCUCGAGGCAUGAUGGCAUCUGAGUAUGAGAAAUGUGUUCGUUUUAAGGACAGAUUGAGGGUUCUGAUUGCUCCACAGAGGGAGAGAGAGUUUGUAGUUCUUGUAGAUAAGGCGAAGAUCGCCAAAGAGAGGCCUAAGAAACGUGCUAGACCUGAUGGGCCUGUUAGGGUGGAGGUUCUUGUUUCUCCUACUAAGAUUCAGUCUUACGGUGACUAUGCUAGUACUGUUUUCGAGAACUUGAGGAUUCCUAUUGAUUGUACUUCUGGUGAGAUUACUGUACUGAGCCCAUUGGGGCAAUCUAUUCGGGAGGCACCAGUUCUGUUUCUGAAGAAAAAUGAUGGUACCAUGAGGAUGUGCAUUGACUAUCGGCAGUUGAAUAAACUGACUAUGAAGAAGAAGUAUCCACUUCCGAGGAUCGACGAUUUGUUUGAUUAG
Gossypium raimondii (Peruvian cotton) is the source of this 843-nucleotide messenger RNA. RefSeq lists its product as uncharacterized. The record is from RefSeq and is a predicted model, not a curated record. Lineage: Eukaryota; Viridiplantae; Streptophyta; Magnoliopsida; Malvales; Malvaceae. Bases 1 to 843 code for a protein of 280 amino acids. The transcript has 5 exons.